AUGGGGUCAAGGUUCCAUCGUGGGAACACUUUCCAGAAGCCUGAGAAUGCCCUCAAGCGUGCAGAGGAGCUCAUAGUCGUUGGACAGAGAGGAGCUGCUCUUCAGACGCUGCACGAUGUUAUCACUUCAAAGCGUCAUCGCACCUGGCACAAAGUGCUGGAGCAGAUCAUGUUCAGAUACAUUGAUCUGUGCGUGGAGCUCAAGAAGGGAAGAUAUGCAAAGGACGGUCUCAUCCACUAUCGAAAUGUCUGCCAGCAAGUCAACAUCAGCUCGUUGGAGGAGGUCAUCAAGUAUUUCAUGAAAACAGCCACAGACAAAGCAGAAGCUGCGCAGUCGAAAGCUGCAGAGACGGUGUUGUCUCUCGAUGUGGAAGAUCUGGAGGUGGACGCCACACCAGAGGACCUGAUGCUCAGCUAUGUGAGCGGGGAGAAGGGCAAGGACCGCACGGACAGGGAGCAGGUGACGCCGUGGUUCAAGUUCCUGUGGGAGACGUACCGCUGCGUGCUGGAUAUCCUCCGCAACAACUCGCGGCUGGAGGCGCUGUACGCGAUGACUGCCACGCGCGCAUUCCAAUUCUGCCUCACCUACAAGCGCACCACCGAGUUCCGCCGCCUCUGCGAUAUCCUGCGCAACCACCUCGCCAACCUCAACAAGUACCGUGACCAGAGGGACAGGCCGGACCUGACCAACCCCGACUCCCUGCAGCUCUACCUGGAAACCCGCUUCGAGCAGCUGCGCGUGGCGUGUGAGCUGGCGCUGUGGCAGGAGGCGUUCAGGAGCGUGGAGGACAUCCAGGGGCUGGCAGCGCUGGGCAAGAAGGCGCCCAAGCCCCAGCUCAUGGCCAUGUACUACGCCAAGCUCACCCGCAUCUUCACCGUCUCAGACUCCCACCUCUACAACGGGUACGCGUGGUACAAGCUGUACAACCUGUCGAAGACAUACAACAAGAAUCUGACGGGCGGGGACGUUCAGACGCUGGCUGCCAACGUGCUGCUGAGCGCGAUGGCCAUCCCGCCCUUUGGCGCGGCCGACCUCGCCCGUUCCGAGGCCGCCGCCGAGCAGGAGAAGGAGCGCUCCAUGCGCAUGGCCAACCUCCUCGGCUUCUCCGUGGAUGCAAAGCGGGACAUGCGGUCGGCACUGUCGCGCAAAGCGCUGCUGUCGGAGCUGCGCGCGAAGAAGAUCGUUGACAUUGUGCCAGAGGAGGUCCGCCAGAUCUACGUCCUUCUGGAGUCCGACUUCUCCCCGCUCGAGCUCUGUGCCCAGGUGGCGCCACUGCUGGAGAAGCUGAGCUCCCUGGACGCCCCAAUGUCUACGGCUAGCCCGGUGCAGGAGGCCAACCUGACCCAUCAUGCAACAGCAUUGAAAUUCGCUGUGGCGGUGCUGCGCGUGCUGCGCCAGCUGUCGGAGGUGUACAGCUGCAUGAACAUCUCCAGCCUGGCCGCCCUCAUCCCCUUCAUGAGCUUUUCCGAAGUGGAGCAGCUCGUUGUGGAGGCCGUCAAGCACGGCUACCUCCAGGUGCGCAUCGACCACAAGGUGGGCACGGUGCACUUUGGCGCGCUGCAGCUGGAGAGCGAGCGGCUGCACGACAACAUCUCCACCCUGGCACGCCGCCUGGCCAAGGCGCUCACCAUAAUCAACCCCGUGCCCACGCCCUCCAUGGCCGAGUUCAAGACCAAGGCGCUGGCGCACGCAUUGGCGAGUGCGCAGAUGGAGAACAGCCGAGCUCGUGCGCGCAAGGUGAUGAUCGAGAAGCGCAAGGAGGACGCCGAGCGCCACGCAGCCGCGCUGGAGCAGCAGGAGGAGCAGGACCGCCUCAUGCAGGAGCGCAUCUCUGCCGCCGCCGAAGAGGAGCGCCGCAAGCAGGAGAGGUUGAAGCGUGAGGAGGCGCGGAUAGCGAAGGAGAUAGAGGAGCGGGAGCAGGAGGAGGCGCGCAAGAUGCUGGAGGCCGCCCAAAAGAAGAUCGGCGCCAAGCGCCUCAACAUCGCCGACGGCGCCACCCUCGACAAGGCCACCCUCAUGAACCAGGUGAUUUCGGAGCAGCAGCGCGCGCGUGACGAGGCGGAGAAGAAGGUGCACGCGCUCAGCAGGCGCAUGGACCAUUUGGAGAGGGCACGCCGCGAGGAGGAGGCCCCCCUGCUCGAGGCCGCCUUCCAGGAGAAGCUGAAGGGCGACGAGGAGCGCUUCCACAAGGACCAGGACGAAUUUAAGGUGGCGCACAGCAAGUCAUGGGAGGUGGACAUUGAGGAGAAGCGCCGCUUCCUCAAGACCCUGCCCGACAAGGAGGCCUUUGAGACCGCCAUCAAGGCCCGCCGCACCUCCGAAUUCGCCCAGCUGCAGGCUGAGCGGGAGGCGCGGCUGGCGGAGAAGAAGCAUGAGCGGAUGGUGCAGCGGCAGCUGCUGAGGCGGCAGGAGUACGUGCGCCGCUGCCGCCAGAUUAUCGAGGAGCGCCGCCGCAAGGAGGAGGAAGAGAUGGAGAGGGAGGAGGCGGAGAGGCGGCUGCGCGAGGAGGCGGAGCGGCAGGCCAAGCUGGCAGAGAUCGAGAAGAAGCAGCGCGAGAAGGAGGCCGAGAUCGAGGAGAAGAAGCGCAAGGAGCGCGAGGCUCUCCUGGCCGCACCCCGGCCCGCCGCCGCCGAGCCCCCGGCCGCCGCCGCCGCGCCCAGCUCUGGCGCAUUUGUGCCGCCCUCCAGGCGCACUGGUGGUGCGCAAUUAGACACCUUUAGAAAAUUGUACAGAAGCAUUUUAUGUGACCUGUGCCUCGGCUACAUAUGUCUCGACUACAUAUGUGAUGGUCGAUUAAUGCGGUAUGUGGGCCGGGCCGGCAUUGCCUCGGGGUGUGUGUGA
Molecule: messenger RNA, 2841 nt
Organism: Coccomyxa subellipsoidea C-169
Lineage: Eukaryota; Viridiplantae; Chlorophyta; Trebouxiophyceae; Coccomyxaceae
Exons: 17
Coding region: 1-2841 (946 amino acids)
Biological process (GO): formation of cytoplasmic translation initiation complex; translation reinitiation
Cellular component (GO): eukaryotic translation initiation factor 3 complex, eIF3e; multi-eIF complex; eukaryotic translation initiation factor 3 complex, eIF3m
Molecular function (GO): mRNA binding; translation initiation factor activity
Source: RefSeq, a predicted model, not a curated record